ACGGGCCACAUAUGGGCUAAAAGGCAUCUGCCUCUGAGGAACUGACAUAGGAACGCUCUGGGAACACAGGGGCAGAGGGUCGCCUCUCCUCAGAACACCAUGUCGGUGGGGACACUGUCCCAGUCCUCACCUCGAAGCCUGCGGAGCGGGAAAACCGCACCCGCCCGUUCACGCGGCUAGGGGCGGGAGCGGGGCCGGGCGGACUACAGCUCCCGAAGGGCUGCGGGAGCUGAGGGCCGGCGGCCUCGCUUCCUGCUCCGGCCCUGCGGCGCAUCGGCUCCCGAUGGAGGUUGCUGAGGAUGAGCAGUUGGUGCGGUGCCCCGUGUGCCUGCGGGAGCUGCCCGGCGCGCACAUUAACUCGCACCUGGACUCGUGCUUGCAGGGUGGGGAGGAUGAGGUGGAGCCGGGCCCGUCGACAACCUGCAAGCGGCAGCGCUUCACCGCUGCCCCAUCGGGAUCGGGCAGCCAGGUGGAGGGGGAGCCGGAGGAGGCCGGCCAGGCCACCGUCUCGUCCUUCUUUCACAAGGGCCGCAGCGGCGGGCAGAGCCCCGGAGCUCCUAGCAGGAAGAGCUGGGCGGGGCGGGAGGAGGCCGCCGCGGUGAAGCCGGAGGAUGGAGGCUCGGCGGGUAGCGGGCCGGCGCCGCGGAGAACCCUGGCGCAGAAACUGGAGGAGAAACCUCUGGCCGAGCGGCUGCGGCCGAGCGCGCUGGGGGAUUACGUGGGGCAGGAGAGAGUGCUGGGAGCGCAGACCCUACUGCGGAGCCUGCUGGAAUCACAUGAAAUCCCCUCCCUCAUUCUCUGGGGACCACCGGGCUGCGGCAAGACUACACUGGCACACAUCAUAGCCAACAGCAGCAGAAAGAACGGCACGUGGUUCGUGACACUGUCGGCCACCAGUGCCAGGACAACUGAUAUUCGAGAUGUCAUCAGCCAAGCUCAGAAUGAAAAAAAACUCUUCAAAAGAAAAACCAUCCUCUUUAUUGAUGAGAUCCAUCGUUUCAAUAAAUCUCAGCAGGACACUUUCCUUCCUCACGUUGAGCGUGGGACGUUGACUCUGAUAGGAGCGACCACUGAAAACCCUUCUUUCCAAGUCAACGCAGCUCUUCUGAGUCGAUGCCGGGUGAUUGUCCUGGAGAAGCUCUCAGUUGAAGCGAUUGAGGCGAUUCUGAUGCGGGCUGUCAGGUCCUUAGGGGUCCAGAUUUUGGGCCAGGGUGAUCAGCACAGCAGCUCUGCGACUGGCAGCAGCAGUGAGAGCUCAGAACUUCCAGUGUACAUAGAGGAGAAAGCUCUAAAAACCCUACCCUACCUGUGUGACGGUGAUGCAAGGACUGGACUGAAUGGACUCCAGUUAGCAGUUCAGGCCAGAUUAGCAAUGGGGAAGACAACUCCUUUGAAUAUUCCCAAAGGUGGUUCUACAGAUGGCAUUCUGAUAACAGAAGAGGAUGUAAAGGAAGGGCUACAGCAGUCUCAUAUCCUGUAUGACCGAGCAGGAGAAGAACAGUACAAUUGCAUCUCUGCCCUGCAUCAUUCUUUGAGAGGCUCAGAUGAAAAUGCUUCCCUUUACUGGCUUGGUCGAAUGCUUGAAGGUGGUGAGGAUCCACUCUAUGUGGCGAGGAGGCUGGUGAGGUUUGCAAGUGAAGAUAUAGGGCUGGCAGAUCCUCUGGCUUUAACACAAGCAGUUGCUGCUUAUCAAGGUUGUCACUUUAUCGGAAUGCCAGAAUGUGAGGUGAUUCUAGCACAAUGUGUAGUGUACUUUGCCAGAGCACCCAAGUCUAUAGAGGUGUACAGGGCAUAUAACAAAGUCAAAGAACGCCUGAGAAUGCACACGGGACCUCUGCCACCCGUUCCACUGCAUCUGAGAAAUGCCCCAACAACGCUCAUGGAGAACUUGGGCUAUGGCAAAGGCUGUAAAUACAACCCCGCAUACAAGGAACCUGUAGAGCAAGACUAUCUACCAGAAGAGUUGAAAGGAACAGACUUCUUCAAGGAAUGAAAAACAUGACUGCCUUGCUCGGAAUGGGUUUUGAUUUUAUGACUCAUACGUUUGUAUUGGGAUGGAAAUUCCCUUACAGUCUCAGCCAUCUAUUAUUGUGGUUGAACGUAUUAAGCCACUAAGCCUUUCAGAUACUUUCUUAUCCUUCUGUUUUUACUGCUGUUAUUCUUUAGGUGUUUUGUAAAGAUUUGUAGUUAGGCAACAGAGAGUACAAAAAUGAGCUUUAUUGGUACAGUGCUGUCACCCUCUGAUUCAAAGAAAAUGGAGAAGAAGAAAGGCUUGUGGCUUUGGCUCUUGCUGUUAGACGAGGGGUAUCAUUGUGCUGCUUUUUAAAGUAAGUAUCUGCUUCAGAUUUUGUGAAUGUUUAUUUUCUGGAAAAGUAGUGAAUUGUAUCCCCUCUGCUAAGAUACAGCAAACAAAAUAUAAUUACAGUGUAAUUCUUGUUCUUGUGAUGUUCCAGAGCUAAGUUUUGUACAAAAUUGAUUAAACCAGUAAAGUUGUUAAACAUAGUGUCUAUGCAUUUGUUUAAAUAUUUGUAUGACAUUGUUGUGGUUUUGAAAGUUUAAUGUUCCUUUAUCGUCUCUACCUUCCAGAGCAAUUUUAAAUGAUUUUGGAAGUAGAAUAUUCAUGAAAGUAGCUGAAUUAUGUUAGUUUUUGAACUUACACUUUUUAUUGUGUGCUGACAUUUUAGGAAGUGCUUUCGCAAAGGAAGUUCUUAUUAGUGAAACACAUGUUUUCAGUUAUGCAUUGGGAAUUCUAUUAACUUCGAAUUGGAAGGCUGAGAAACAAAUUGAUGUGUUGCUAUAAUGGACAGUUUGGCUUCCUCUUCCUACUGAAAAUGUAUCCCCAUCCAAGAUAGCUGCUGACUGAACAUUUCACCCAGCAGAAUGUACAGUCAUGGCAGUGUCCCUGAUGUUGACAACAUUCCUUCACUUAAGUGGUGAUUAUUUUUCUUCGCCUCAAUCCUCCUUAAGUGUGCUGUGGUCCAGUGUGCUGAAAAGCCAGUAACUGCUAAAACCGCCUGUGACUGUGCUAACUAGCAGUUGCGAAGCAGAAGAGGACUAUGUUUGGCUAGAAUUACAGCAGAUAAUUAGUAGAGAAGAUACUCAUUAAUGACAUACUGAACAGCCACUGGGGUAACUGUCCACAUUUGUCAUAGUGACCGCUAGUGAUAAGGAUGUGUGUCUUGGCUGAAAAUUGCCACCUACACAGUAGAGCAAUGUGGUUAUGGCUGGAUUUGCUUGGUAAUACUCAGGAUUUGCUUGCUUUGUGUCUUACACACAUUUUUACUGAGUCUAUACUGGUUAGCUGAUGGACUGCAAGGAUUCCUGUCCUGAUCCUGCUUAGUUUAUGAAAUGCGAUGAGGCCAAAAGUUACAAUGCCUUAUGUAGGGCAUCUGAUCUUUUGCUGAUCAGCUGAGAAUGCCACAUACCUGCUAAAAGAAGGAGGUGGCUGUGCUGACUUCCCUGAGAAGUGUUAGAAGGUUACUAACUCUCCUGCAAAAGGACUACAUAUCACAGGUUUAUUUUGUUCUUUACAGUAUGGAAUCAUGUUGGGUUUUUCUCAUGUGUUACAUUUGCUGAACUGGUGCUUCAUUUCACAUUUACAGUAUUGCAUUUAACAGCUUUUAAAAAUUUCAGCUACCUAAUUGAAUUUGUAAAUAAAUAUAUAAUUUUUUAGCAAAGGAAAACUGCUUUGCUUUGGAGCUGUACGAGGCUUUUUGCACCUCCCUGGAGCUAUACCUGUGAUAUGAUCCAGACAGCUACCUGGUAUGCACAAAUUGCAGGCAGGUAUUUCAUGACAGCAGAGGUAUUUGGUGCUGUGUGGAGCUUAGAUCAGAUGGGUUGCCACAGCCCACACAUCUGGAGUUCAUUCAAAGCAGCUUUCGCAGAGCAGGAGGUCUGUGGUCUGAGAAUGUGGUUCCAAGUCCAGAAGCCACCUUUAACUUUCCUGCAGCAGGAAAUUCAGCUGAUGACUUAUGUUUCAAGAUAGGUUGCUGGACCUUGACCUUGAUCAAAGGUUUUCAAUAUACAACCUGCAAAACAUUCUGAUUACUGCCUUCUCUUGACCAAAGGGUAAUUGUAUUAGAGAUUCAUUUUGUUGUGAGGCUUCCAGCUUGGUAGUGAUCAUAUUAAGUUCUUCUGCAUGACAAAAAUGUAGGACUUAAACCAAAGACUAUGGUGUAACUGAAAUGUUUCAGAAAUUAAACCAAUUGCAUGGCUGUGUACUGUUA
This is a messenger RNA of Neopsephotus bourkii (Bourke's parrot), 4226 nucleotides long. RefSeq names its product WRN helicase interacting protein 1 (gene WRNIP1). The record is from RefSeq and is a predicted model, not a curated record. The transcript is spliced from 7 exons. Gene Ontology annotation, cellular component: nucleus. Gene Ontology annotation, biological process: DNA repair; regulation of DNA repair; DNA-templated DNA replication. Bases 284 to 1993 code for a protein of 569 amino acids. Gene Ontology annotation, molecular function: ATP hydrolysis activity; enzyme activator activity; ATP binding. Lineage: Eukaryota; Metazoa; Chordata; Aves; Psittaciformes; Psittacidae.